GUUGCUGCAUUAUACCUUGGAAAUAGACAUGGUCUCAUAUUACUAGACUUGGUGCAAAAAACACUCACAAAUGGACUAAUCUUUUUCCCUGCAGGGAUGGAAGAGUUAAACACUCCCUAGGUCAUUUCCAGCAAAGUCCUGUAAUCUACCUGUCAGGGUUACAUCUCUCAGAGGGUGGAAAGUGUAGGGAAUCUCUUGCAGUGUCCUUAAUGCCAAGUGCUAAAGGCAGGGAAAUGUGCCUUAAAGACACGGCUCCUGGCUGCUUCUGACGUAUCUGCUUCCUCUUAGGUUCCUCUAUAAAGAAUCUUGCUUCCAGCCUACAUCCCAUAAGCCAGAACAGCACUGGCUAUGACUCCAGAGAUCUCAGCCUAGCACUUAUUGGGACUGUGCAGCAGGGAUAUCCCCUGGGCUCUGCCUAGCGCUUAUAGUGGCACAGUGUAGGGAGGAGGGGUAACCCUGUGUGCCAGCUGCAGGGGGAGAGUUGCUGCCCUGGGAAGGGGAGAGUUGCUGCCCUGGGAAGGGGGGAGUUGCUGCCCUGGGAAGGGGAGAGUUGCUGCCCUGGGAAGGGGGGAGUUGCUGCCCUGGGAAGGGGAGAGUUGCUGCCCUGGGAAGGGGAGAGUUGCUGCCCUGGGAAGGGGAGAGUUGCUGCCCUGAGGUGGGGGAGAGAAGUGUGGGCCGGGUGUGUGACCCAGUUCUGCUGCUCAGCACCUGCAGCCAGCGCAGCUUGUGAUUCUGGGAGGCUGUCAGCUCUGCACCCUCAGCUGGGAUCCCUCACCUCCUUAUUAUGCCCAAAUUGCUUCAUCAGCCAAGGAGACAAUCCAGAAACUGAGGAGCUACAAGAACACUCUAAAGUGGAAGAAGCACUUAACUCUGUCAUUGCUAACAGCCUUGGGACCCUUACUUGUUGCUCUGCUAUCCCAGUGACCCACCAUGUGCUGCCAGUGUCCCCCCUGCUUGGCUCUGCUGCUGCUGCUGCUACAGGGGCUGCUCUGCGCUGCAGGUGACUAUCGGGAGCGCAGUCGUUUACCCAAACCUGUAAUCAGCCCUCGGAAAGACCAUGUUCAUAUUAACAAGGGAGAAUCUUUCACAUUUACCUGCAGGGGAUCUGGGAAGCUGAAAUGGGAUUUGGCAGAAAUGUCCCAUUUAUCUAACAGAAGGUUCAGCAUAUUGCCACAGUGUCGCGGGCCUGAUGAGAACCAGCGUGUUUGCAGUCAGUUAACAAUCUCAAACGCCCACCCCAAUGACACAGGGCUCAUCAGUUGUCAUUACAGGGGAAGUAGCAAUCUAAAGCGAAUAGCCACAAUCUACUUGUAUGUCAAAGAUGAUGCCCAGCCAUUUGUUGAAGAACGCACAGAAGAUCCAGAAUUGAUCACAUAUACAAAUGAAGAAAUGGUUAUAAUACCUUGUCGGGUCACCUCUCCAGACUACAGAGUCAGCCUAAGAGGGCUAUUCUCAAAGAAACAGGUGAACACUCCAGAAAUGACAUGGAACCCAAAGAAAGGUUUCAUCUUUUCAAGCCCACCUAAUUCUGUUCAAGAAGUCCUGGAAUGCGUUGCAGUGGUGAAUGGGAAGAAGUUCUCUUCGUUGUACAUACUACAGAAAGAGAAUUACAAUGUCACUAUUACUACUGUGACCGCAAGUGCAACCAGAUUGGUGGUGGGGGAUCCACUGACACUUUUUUGCAAAGGAGAAACUGGAUACAAUUCAAGGGUUCUUUUGGACUGGGUGCAUGGCAACAAGGUUCUAAAAUCCAUUUCAACGUUCAGUAACGAACAAACUCCUUAUGUUGGAACAAGAACAGUGAACAUCUCGCAUAUUUCAUUGCAUGAACAGGGAGUUUAUACCUGCAGGGAUAGAAUAUAUACACAAAAUUUCAAAAAAAUUUACAUUCGUGUUUAUGAGAAGGGAUUCUUGAACAUAAGUACUCCAGAUGGGCAAAUCCAUGAAGUAAAUGAAGGUACUAAACAAGUUAAGCUGACUGCUAAAGUUGACGCAUUGCCAAAACCUGUCGUUACUUGGUACAGGAAUGGAGUGCCGAUAGGAGCAAAUCACACCUGUUACAAACCUGAGCCAGAGGAUUACAGCCUGGUCAUAAAGAACCCAAGCGAAAAGGAUUCUGGAAGUUAUACCAUGGUUCUCAGCAACUCUUGGUAUAAUAAGAGCAUCAGCUUCAUUUUGAUUGUCAAUGUUAAGCCAAAGAUUUAUGAAAAGGAGACAGACUUUAACAUACCCAAACCUCUUCUCUUGGGUGAACCCCAUAACUUCAGAUGUACAGUUUAUGGACAUCCCCUUCCACAAAUUCGCUGGGAGUUUCAGCCAUGCCAUAGUUCAAAUACACUGUGUGAAGUAGAUGAUGCGAUUCCAAGGAUUCCCGUGAUACCGGAACGCUCACACACAAAUGAGUCUAUUUCAGACGCAAGACCAGUGAUAGAGGAAAGCAUUAUGGAGCAGACAAAAAAUAAGCUUGUGAGCAUACUGACUACCUCACGGUACAGCAAUCAGUCUGGAAUCUUCUUCUGUAUAGCUUCAAAUGUGAUGGCUGAGGUGAAGAGAUCCAUGCACUUCAUUCUUUCAGACAUUAAACCCGAAGAAACAAAGGAGAGGACUGAAGCUCUGCAUGGAAGUGAUGUCAAGCUGGUCUGCAGGGCAGAAAGAUAUAUCUACACAAACCUGUCUUGGACCUUCCCAGGCAAAGAGGAGAUUCCAUGCUUAGAAGAGGUGCAUCCUCAAAUGACCAAGAACACGUAUCAGGAAUACACCAUGAGUUGUUUACUGUUGCUGAAGAAUGUGACACAAGAACUUGCAGGAACAUUCAGAUGUUCAGCUACAAACCUCUAUACCGGAAUGCAGGAGGAGAAAAAUGUCAUUGAUCUUGUGAUUAAAGAGAAGGAGGCUCCACAGGUUAUACAGGAGCUUGUGCCGAUGGUUGUAAACAGCAGCAGCACCCUGUUCCUGGAAUGUAGAGUCAAUGGAACGCCUACACCCACAAUUAUCUGGCUGAAGAAUGGCUAUGUGAUUAAACCUGCUUCUGGCAUUACCCUUGUGUACAAUAGCACUCUGGUCAUUGAGAGGGUGAAGAAGGAUGACGAAGGGGUAUAUAUAUGUGAAGCUGUGAAUGAACUGGGGAAAGUCAGUACAUCUGCCUUCAUUACAGUACAAGGUGUCGAGGAAAAAUCAAACAUCGAAGUGAUCAUCCUCGUCUGUACAGGGGUGGCAGCCACAUUGUUUUGGCUACUUCUUACCUUAUUCAUACGAAAGCUGAAAAAGCCACAUGGCUCCGACAUGAAGACAGGUUAUCUGUCCAUUAUUAUGGACCCAGAUGAGAUACCUCUGGAUGAGCAGUGUGAAAGGCUGCCCUACGACAGCAGCAAGUGGGAAUUUCCCCGUGACAGACUCAGCCUUGGAAAAACUCUCGGUCAUGGUGCUUUCGGUAAGGUGGUGGAAGCGUCUGCUUUUGGCAUUGAUAAAUCCUCAACCUGCAAAACAGUUGCUGUUAAGAUGCUUAAAGAGUGUGCAACAAACAACGAACGUAAGGCUCUAAUGUCAGAACUGAAGAUCCUUAUCCAUAUUGGCCAUCAUCUCAAUGUCGUGAAUUUAUUGGGAGCAUGUACCAAGCCUGGUGGCCCUUUAAUGGUUAUAGUAGAAUACUGCAAGUAUGGAAAUUUGUCUAAUUACUUAAGAAGCAAACGUGGUGACUUUAUAGCAUAUAAGUAUCAGGAAGCAGAGAAAGCCUUGCACGGCUCAAUCAGCGAUCUCUCUGAACUAAUCAAGAGGCGCCUUGAAAGUGUUGCCAGCACUGGAAGCUCAGCUAGCUCUGGAUUCAUUGAAGAUAAAAGCUACAGUGACUCCGAGGAGGAGGAUGAAGAUCAUGAGGAUGUCAGUAAGAAGCUGCUAAGCAUGGAAGAUCUCAUAUGCUACAGCUUCCAGGUUGCCAAAGGCAUGGAGUUCCUGGCAUCAAGAAAGUGUAUUCACCGGGAUUUGGCAGCCAGGAAUAUCCUUCUGUCUGAAAAUAAUGUUGUAAAGAUCUGUGAUUUUGGUUUGGCCCGUGAUAUAUACAAAGAUCCGGACUAUGUGCGAAAAGGAGAUGCACGAUUACCUCUUAAGUGGAUGGCACCUGAAGCUAUUUUUGAUAAAAUCUAUACAACACAGAGUGAUGUGUGGUCCUUUGGUGUUCUCUUAUGGGAGAUAUUUUCCCUUGGUGCUUCACCCUACCCGGGAGUGCAAAUUGAUGAAGAUUUCUGCUGUCGACUGAAGGAAGGGACUCGCAUGAGGGCCCCAGACUAUUGCAGUCCUGAAAUUUACCAGACCAUGCUGGAUUGCUGGCAGGGGGAGCCAACAGACAGGCCCACCUUUACCGAUCUGGUCGAACGCCUAGGAGAUCUCCUUCAGGCCAGUGUUCAACAGGAGGGAAAGGACUAUAUUCCUCUGAACAUGGCUUUGUGUACUGAUGGAGAAACCAAGGCAAAAACUGGAAGCAAAGAACCAAGUCAAAGAGAUUCCUUCACACGAUGGAGCACACUGGAAACUGGAAACAACAACAAGAACCGACCACUGAGUGUGAAGACCUUUGACGAGGUGCCAGUGGGAAAGGACAAAGUUCUCACUGAGGAGUUUGAGUCGGACAGCGGGAUGGUCCUAUCUACCAUGGAAGUAAAGAACCUAAAGCGACAAGAAACCCGGUCAUGGCCAUUUGGAAUUAUUGCUCAUGCAAUGAAAGCAGUGAGUAAGAGCAAAGAAUCAGUGUUAGGAGACAAUGACAGAAGCAUUUUUAAAUACCAGCCGCCUUCCCAUAUUGAAGAAGACCCUUUGGAUCUCACACUUGAUGAGCUUGUCCUUAUGCCAUUGGAUCUUACCCUGGAAUGCCAUAGCCCACCUCCAGAUUAUGACUCUGUUGUCCAUUAUUCAACACCACCAGUUUAGGAAAAACAACUCUUGUUCUAAGUUUCACUGUGGAUCCACGGACAUCAUCCCACACCCCGCCAUCUAGUACAAGCACACGUAGAAGAUAUUCAGACAUUCCAUGAGUGGACAAUCAACCUGUCCAGUGAAUGCUGGUCACAUCGAAGACAUGAUCUGUUCCAAAGGGAAGAACAUUUGCAUGGGACAGAGGGUACCUAUUAAGGUAUUUCCCAGAUGGCUCUAUUACCAAAUUGGUAAAAGAUAACAGAUAAAAGCACAAUUAGUGAACUGAAAUUCUAUAAGGUUAAUGAAAAGCUAAGUAUUAUUUCACGUCAAGGCUUCUGGUUUUAUAAUCAAAGUGCAAUGCAGAGCUGAGGUUAUGGAUCGUGGAUUAAAUGCAAAUCACAAGUCUCAGGUAUUUGUCUGGGCACCUCUAACUGCCUUUAAACCAGCCUUAGGGCUUAUACCCACACAGAAUAGGAGACGCGUUUUAGCUGUGAUGUUGUUCGUGUCUGCUGCUGCCACAGGAUUAUGCAUAAAAAGGCAACCUGUUAUAGCCUUAACUGAAAUAGGUUGUCCUUGGGUCACUGAAAUGGUCAAGUGUAAUAGGUUUAGACUCCUGCCUUCAGUAUAAGCAUAGUCUUUCUUCAUUAAAUAGCAAUAACAGGUGUAACAGUAGCUCCAGUUCUUCUUACCGUUAGCAACUGAUCAGCAGAUAGCAUGAAAUGGUCCGCUGAAUGAAAGCAAAACCAGAUCUGUUGCUAUGGGUUAUGAGACCUGGAGAAAACUUACAUCCACCAAAUGGCAGCCAUGGCUACUGAUUAUAGAAGGGUAAUUUCUGCCACUAAUAGCCCCACCAUCACCACCCUGUAUUCACACGAGUAAAAAAUUUGAACAGGGGAAUCCUGGUGGUUUCCCAGCAGUUUGAAUCUUAUCACAUUAUUUACAAAUUACUUAUAAAUUUACGAAUUGACAGGGACACAAAAAUAAAUUGUAAAUCUAAACUGCGCUGAAAUACACCAAUUAUUGGCACUUUAACACCCCUGUUUUCUGGGUGACAUCACUCUUAGUUAUAAAGCUGUGUAAUUUUAUGGGAAUGUGAAGCCAAGUGGAAAAUUCCCACAUAAAAAGAGGUGUUAGCUUGCAAAGCCUCAUAAAAACUGCCCUUGAAUGGCACCGCUUUUUACACUGCAUUUUACUCCACUUUUCACACCGGAAAGUUUUUGCCUCCUGAAUUUGUCCCAUUGGCUUUAAUGGGUUUAUAGUGGUUUAAAAUGUGGUGUACAUUUUGGCAGUAGUCUAAAUGAAAUAAAUUACACAUACAUUAGCUCCUUGUAUGGGAUAUUUCUGUGGUCCUGAUACAUGGUAUUAAAGACAACAAAACCAUAUUAAUACGCCAACUAUUUUACCCAAACAUUUAUGCUGGUUUUUAGGCAGAACAUAUUUUACCCAUCUUUAUAUGAAAAGGUCCAUGAUAUUUUGAUAUUUAACAUUUUUUAACCAAAUUUGAUGUAAAGGAAACAAGAAGUGUUGGUAACCCAACUCUGGAAAGUUAAAAGUUCAACAACAACUGAUAAAGAGGGACCGUUUUAUUAGGGAACUGAGGCUGAAAGGGUCAAAAUGUAAAUCCUCAGCAUUGAAUUCAGUGAGGUGAGGCGUCAGUAACCCCUAUCGCCUGCCUAACACCCCUUAUAUCUUUGCAAAACCUUUCCACAGGUUUUGCACCUUCAAAACAGCAAUAAAGUUCAGCUGGCUUGUACAGGAAACAUGUCACAUGAUCAUCAGUGGCAUUUCUUGGUGAAAAAUGCAUUACACACUAUUGGUUUAAGCCUUGUUGAAGAACUCAGAUUGUGAAAGCAGUUCUUGCUGGAAUCUAAACCUCUUGGCAGAACAUUCAUUCUAACACAUGUUUUUAAUCUGUAUCUGUCUGAGAAUGAAAGGUAGAGCCAACACUCUCUAGGUAUAUAAUGGUAUGUGCUUGUUUUUGGCAGCGUAGUUGCAAAAUAGGAGCAACACCUGGAACUUGAAGCAAUAAUAGAUGAUUUUCCAUUCUAUAGACGUCUUCUAUCAGUUAUUGUCCCAUUUCCAGCUCCAGAAUUAAGCACAGCACUGGAGACAUUCAGGGUGUUUACAAAAGGCAUUUUGUUCUGUUUAUGGAAAAAUCUGGAAAACACAGGAAAACCCCUUAUCUUUCUAUGUGGCCAGACUCUGGGAUAAUAUCUAUAGCACCAUUGCAUGACCAUCAGCCAACAUCUGUAACCCAUGAGUUCCUGGGUUUGUAAUGUUUUACCUUUCAUUGUGUUCAAGAGAGUUUAACAUACCUGUAAUACAUCCAAUAGCUUGGCUUUUAACCUCACAAUCAAAAUGGACACUGAGUAUUUCAGUUGUUUUUCCACCUUUCCAUUUGGCCAUGAAACUGCUAUUUGGUUCCUAAUAGGGAGAAAAGGAAUAACUAUUAAACAAAUAACAGUAAAUAUGUGACCUCACAAUUGGUUUGCUUCUGGUUGCUAGGGUCAAAGGCCAAAAAUAUGAUAGGGGAGCACAAUAUGGUGGAGUUCUACUAUAUUUUUGACUGUUCAACAUGUGCAAAAACCAGAGGAAGGGCAGGAGUUGGGUUACCAUCAUUUUAUAUUCUAAAAAACUUGUUGUCUCCUUAACAGUGGCCUCAAACCAUGUUUUAUUUAAAGAGAGUGCCUUAUUACCUGAACAGUUAAUAACAAGAACCUCAGCAUACGUGUAUUGUAUAGUAGGAGAUCAUUCUCCGCCGUAGCACAAACCUUUGCCUAUACAUUCCAGUGAAAUACAAAAGGGUAAGGCAAUAACAUUUACAUCAGGUGUAUUAUAACCCAUAGCAACCAAUCGGCAGGUAGCAUUUACUGCUCACCUGACUGGCUGCCACGGGUUACUACAUCUGGUACAACUUUUGCACCUUUUUUUUUUGUAUUGCCCCUUAUUAUUCUUAAAUAUAACCAUUCAAGUGCUGCCUGUGCCUUUCUGCUGUUAAAGGGAUAUUUUCACUAUUCUUUUAAAAGAAUGCCUUAAAGUAUUACGAUAUAUGUAGUUUUGUAUUUCUACUAAUAUUUCUCUGGUCUCGUUUCUAAUUUAAUUAUCAAUAUUUUACCUGAUGUAUAAAGUGUAUUUGCCAGAAGUCUCUUCAUUACAUAUUUUUAUAUAUGGAAAUUGUUGAUAAUGUUUAAAGCAAAGUUCCUGUCAAUGUUGUAAUGCUUGCGGGGCAAGCCCUGGAGUGUGGCUUUCCUUUCCAGUGAACAUGUGAUGCUGCUGCCUGCGCUCGCAUUGGUUGAAUUACCAGAAAUGUCAUGUAUCCAUAGCACAGACACAGACAGGCACGGGCUCCUCAUACUGACAGCUGCCAGGAAUUUCUGCCACUGCAAAAUGCUUCAAUGUAUUCAGACUUAGUAGCCCCGGUAUGGAACAGGGUAUCAGGCACAUGAUAUCCACCACCCUUCUCAGAAUCAGAGCCAGCAGUACAAGACAAGAGGUUGAGAUAAAGUACUAUAUAUAUUUAUAAUAUACAUGUUUUUAUUCCCAAUGAGAUUUAAAUGCACUGUAUUGCUUAUAAGCCACAAUACAGGGGUGCCCAAUCCCAGGCUUCAAACAUAUACUUACUUUAUCUCUUUUCUUUUCGUGUACCCUUUAUGAUGCCCCUUCCCAAAUUCUCAGUUUUCAACUCUUGAUCUCAUAGAAGCAAACAGAUACCUAAGAAGUCCCCCUAUUCCCCCAAGCCUGUUGUAUUAGGCAUCCAUAUAGUGAUUUGUAGAGGGACCCAGACACAUGAUGUGAGGGUGCUCAGGCAUAGCUUGUGUGAUCUCAGGGACACGUUACACUUCAGUACAUGGGCAUGUGGGGCUAGGAGCCGACCUUGAUAUACACACUCAGGGAGGUAUAACAGUUGUAUAUCUAAGUGUUAUGGAUUCUUAGAGCUGGACUCAUUCCUGUUAUGUGACAUUUUACAAUCCCAUUGUCCCAUAGCCCACCCCCACAUAGCACACAUAGCUUCUAUACCUUACCCAUGGAAGGAGAGACAUGCACGUGAGAUGGCCCCAAAUCCUACCGUUCUACCAAACAAACAGCCUGUUUAUACUCUUUAAUAACUGAGCACUGUGCUCUGAAGCAAUGUUGUUUUAUACACAAAGAGUCAUAGAGCGGACAAUAUGGGGAGUAAUACAUUGGAGGGCCAGAGAUUGUCCAAAGUAGGUUAACUUAUGCUUCAUGGUUGUUCUAUACAGAUAUUUCUCAAUUUCUUCCAGGCUUUGAUUUAGGGACCCCUGGUAGUAAAGACAAUCUGAUAUUUCUUAUGUAAGUGAAUAAAAAAUGGGGGCCACUAAUUGUACAAUAGAGGAGCCAUGGAUCAUUAAAAGGUCUAUUUGUUACCAAAUUCUAAUCUGAUUGGCCCACAGGUUAGAAGAGAUUUGUGUGUGUAUCAUAUCAGGGAUUCCUUGUUGCCUUUUGGUGGCCAUUGGAGGGAUAUUAAACUGCUGGAAGAAAUAUUCCUGAUCAUAGACUGACAGCUACUGCUUUUUACUCACAGAUGUAUGAUCUCCAGAGAGAAUGCAUAAUACGCAAUAUAAUAUUCUACUACAUGUAUGUAAAGUGUAUAAAAUGUAGAAUUAUUUAAAAAAUAUUUAUCUUUGAGAAGGAUUAACCACUCGUGCCUUUAUAUACUAUCUCGCUGUCCUUACGUUUGCGCCAUGGUGCCGGCGGCAAGCUUUAUUUGUUAAGGAUGGUUAAGGUUCUAGUUACCUUGUGUUUUAUAUCACAUCUACGUUUUGUUACAGCAAAUUAUAUUGUUUGCAUUUAUCGGUAUGUGUAUAAAAUAUAUAUUUUCCUUGUCAUUCCUUGAGUGCUAAGACACAAAUCUAUGCUUGCCUUACAGUGCCAAACUCUACAGUAUAGUCAGUAGUUUUCCAUCAAUACAGGGAUGUGAGACAUAGAUGGGCCCUCUUACUGUUGGGUACUUGAGUUUAAGAUCACAAUAGCUAACAGGCUACAUGUUGACCUGCCUGAUUUAGGGUCUUUUAUUCGAGUAGCUAAGAUCUCUUACAUAUUAUAGACAAGCACAGGCAGAUGGUAUUAGGCUACUAUAACUAAUAUAUAUUGAGGUGUUGUAAGAAAAGCUUUUUCAUCUAUACAUUUUUCAGGGAAAAUGACAGGUCUGUUUCUUACAUGUCUACAGAGGAGCCACAGUCUAAAUAAACUCAAUAUGUGGAUAAGUGGAUUCCCCAAGUCUGUUUAUACAUAGGGACUACAGUUACAUGCUAUAUUCCAGAUAUAUUAUUUGGCCAGGUGGCCACGCUGGUCGGUGAGGCAAGAUAAGCUCCUGGGGCAGAGGUGGCAGUUUUCCUUGUGGCGAAUUCUGGCACAGGGAGAACAAAUAGGCAUCUGGGCUGCAGUGCUGAGCAGGCUGGACUGGCAAUCUGUAGGUUCUGUAAGAUGCCAGUCAGUCACUAUUUAGUGGGCCUGUCAGAGCAUAUUUUGAAUCCCAGUCUAGGUCUGGUGCUGAGGCUAUGGAUACGGAGCUAGAGGAACAAAUCAUUGUAUAUUUCUUUAUCAAACGCACACAUUUGUGGUUUUGUCAACUGAAAACCUGUAUGUUCUCAUCAGGGUCACCUAAAACUUAAAAUUUACAUUGCAUUUAUUUAUUCUUUAAAUUAAGCACCAAAAAAAGGCGUUUAAUGGUUGACUGUGGAAUGUAGGCCUUCCCCUGAGAGUCGCCAGCAGCCUGAUCCUGUGCACUCCUGGGGUAUUUGGCUUCAUGUAUGUAUGCACUGAACUGUCUAAGCUUUCAUAUGUACUUUUGAAAUGUAUUUUAUGUAUUAACAAGAACAAAAUAAAGAUGAUAUAUUUAUAUAGCUCCA
This is a messenger RNA of Xenopus tropicalis (tropical clawed frog), 10775 nucleotides long. RefSeq names its product kinase insert domain receptor like (gene kdrl). The record is from RefSeq and is a predicted model, not a curated record. Bases 931 to 4920 code for a protein of 1329 amino acids. Gene Ontology annotation, cellular component: membrane; plasma membrane. The transcript has 30 exons. Gene Ontology annotation, biological process: vascular endothelial growth factor signaling pathway; cell surface receptor protein tyrosine kinase signaling pathway. Gene Ontology annotation, molecular function: transmembrane receptor protein tyrosine kinase activity; transferase activity; kinase activity. Lineage: Eukaryota; Metazoa; Chordata; Amphibia; Anura; Pipidae.